Messenger RNA from Sitophilus oryzae (rice weevil), 3023 nucleotides. RefSeq names its product proton-coupled amino acid transporter-like protein pathetic (gene path). Gene Ontology annotation, molecular function: amino acid transmembrane transporter activity. The coding region runs from base 214 to 1620 and encodes 468 amino acids. The transcript is spliced from 8 exons. Lineage: Eukaryota; Metazoa; Arthropoda; Insecta; Coleoptera; Curculionidae. Gene Ontology annotation, biological process: amino acid transmembrane transport. Gene Ontology annotation, cellular component: vacuolar membrane. The record is from RefSeq and is a predicted model, not a curated record.
UAAGUGUUUUCUCUCGGAGAAAGCGAUCGUGAUAAAAAUAUUUUAUAAAAAUAUUUAUAUGCAGCGAAGUUUCAGUGAAUAUGUGUUUAGGUUAUGUCUUUAAGUUUUUGAAUAGGAAAAUUUAAAAAGGGUUGAUAGUUUUUUCACUAUCCAAUAAAAUUUUUAGGUGGCGGAAUCUCGAAGAACUUAACUUAAGGAAAUUCAAAUUCAAAUAUGACCGAAAAACCUCAAAUGGAGGGCCAAAACGGUAAAACUACCGAAUUAGAAGUAUUCUUACCCAAAGAUGAAUCAUCUACCAACGGCAUUACCAAAUACAAAAUUACAAAAGAUGGAGAUCUGGAAGCUGAUAUUCACGAGUUCGAUCCAUUCAAAGCUAGAGAAAAUGAACAUCCCGUAUCUGAUAUGGAUACUCUGACCCAUCUUCUAAAAGCCUCGCUAGGAACAGGAAUUCUGUCUAUGCCUGCGGCAUUCAAGGCUUCUGGUUUAGUGAUGGGUAUUUUUUCCACCAUUCUUGUAUCAAUUAUAUGCACCCAUUGCUCAUAUAUAUUGGUUGUUUGCGCUCACGAACUUUAUAAGAGAAGCGGAAAAACCCAAAUGAGCUUUGCGGAUGUCGCCGAAGAAGCUUGCAAAAGAGGGCCCAAGUGGGCGAGACGUUUUGCCCAACCAGCGAGACACACCGUUCUUAUAGGAAUUUUCGUAACGUACUUCGUCACCUGCUCCUGCUACAGCGUCAUAGUAGCCAAGAACAUCAUCUACGUUCUAGAAAACUAUCUAGAGAAUACUCUAAGCGAGCGAUAUACCAUAGCAAUUCUCCUGGUGCCGCUGAUUUUACUAGCGUACGUGCCGAACUUAAAAUACUUGGCUCCAGUCUCCAUGGUGGCCAAUGUUUGCAUGGGCCUAGGUCUGGGAAUAACACUCUAUUAUUUAGUGAUCGAUAUUCCGUCGAUAACUGAGAGACCUCUAUUUGGCGAUAUCACUACGUUGCCGAUUUCUGUCAGUAUCACCAUCUUUGCUAUUGAGGCUAUCGGAGUGGUGAUGCCACUUGAAAAUCACAUGGAAACUCCUCAACAUUUUACCGGAAUCUGCGGUGUUCUGAAUCAAGGAAUGUCUGGCGUCACUCUAGUUUAUAUUCUGUUAGGAUUCUUUGGAUAUCUGAAAUACGGAGAUGCCACUGCCGGAUCCAUUACUCACAAUUUACCUCCAACAGAAUAUGCCGCCCAAGCUGUGAACGUAUUAAUAGCAAUUGCAGUGUUUUUCACGUUUGGUCUACAAUUUUACGUAUGCAUAGACAUCGCUUGGAGUGGACUUAAAGACAAAUGUACCAAACAUGAAGUUUUGAGCCAGUAUGUAAUGAGAACCAUCAUGGUCGUUGUAUGCGUGGCUAUAGCCAUUGCAGUACCAACAAUUAUUCCCUUUGUCGGUCUAAUCGGUGCCUUAUGCUUUUCUAUUCUCGGUCUUAUGUUACCCGUCGCCAUUGAAGUUAUUACAUUCUGGGAUAAAGGUUUUGGAGCAUACAAUUGGAAAAUCUUCAAAGAUAUCGUUGUGGUGAUUACUGGAAUCUUAGCUCUUAUAUUUGGUUCGAAAUCUGCUCUAGAAGAUAUAGUUGCAUUAUACAAAUAACUUAUAAAGUUCCUAUUAAGUUUUGUUUGGAAUCGAAUUUUUUUAGUUAUAAAUUUUGAUAAAAAUCCGUUGGUAAAAUAUAUACUACCAGUACAAGAAACUUGGUAAAUAAUACAUUACCAGAACUUAAAAUUAAGAAUUGAAUGUAUUUUCUUUCUUGAGAUAUGUUUAUAUACCUCGCCAUUAUUAUUUGUGUUAUUUUAAUAUUCCACAUUUAAUUUUACACAUUUAUACCACCAAUGUACAAAAUGUUUUACAAUAGACCAACUAUUUGUUAAGCUUUUCUUGCAAUAUAUUUAGAAAGUUCUAUUGCGCUCGAAGCUUUAACAUAAUAAAAAGAAGUUAUCAGAUUAAUUUUACCUCGAUAACGGCUGUGAUGUUCUAGAUUUUUUAUUAUUUCAUUUCAUACAAAAAAGUCAUAUUUACUAUGCUCUCGUUAUACCUAUAUCUAUACCUGCAUUUUUGAAUUACUUGGUAUAUAAAAAUCAUGACAAAAUGUUUCUUUUACAUCUUAUCAGAUUAUUGAUAGGUAGUUUUUUUCUGAUGGCUUCUAAAACUACAUAUUUUUGAUAAAGAUAUGUAUGUAAUUUUUAUAAAUAUACAUUGUUCUAUAGUUAAUACUGUAAUUUAAUUGUUAAAUAUCUUUCAUCCAAUUUAGUCGUUUAGGUUACACAGGGUGUUUAAGACAACUUUUCGUCUUAAACUUUUUAAUUUAUAUUCUAAAAGGCCUUGAUAAAAAACUAUCUUUAUGCAUAUUUUCUGCAAUAUUUUUUUGGUUUUUAGGAUUUAUAAUAAUGUUUUAUAUGCAUUUUUUUACCUCUUUAAAAGAUUUUUUUAUAAAAAGUUUUCAACCGAAGAAUCAACAAUUUCUAAAGAGUACUAAUAGUUAAGUUAGGUAAUCUUUUUGUAGCACAUUUCAUAAUUUAUUUUAAUUAUUAGUGUAGGACAGGAUACAACGGCGGGCAGUAUUAAUAUUGCUGGUUAAUAAUUAAUAUUCUUUUUAGUGUAUUGUACUGUAUUGUCUAAUUUAGCAAAAAUAGAAAGACAGACUACUAAAAUAUUCCUGUGAUUUUAUAUUUAUUCGAAAUUUUUUAAUAUACUGAAACACACUAAGGGCAUAUUAUUUAUAAUAUCAUACGAUCGAAAAAAGAAUGGCGUCAGAGAUAACUUUGUAAUGAAGAUCGCUGUCAUUUUGUAAGUAAACUUAUAUGGGAAAUGUCAUUGAUUGUCAUAUCCCAAAAGGUGGACACCUUUUUUUUUUCGAUCAUACGGUAUUAAGGCAUUAUUUAAUAUUAAAUUAUUCUUAUUUAUUAUAAUUAAUUUUAUACAAAAAUUUAAUUUUAAUAAACUUGCAUCUGUAUACGUUUUAUAAUAAAUUUUUUUGAAGGAAGAAACUGGAAAAA